This is a messenger RNA of Dissoconium aciculare CBS 342.82, 714 nucleotides long. RefSeq lists its product as uncharacterized. NCBI's taxonomy places the organism in Eukaryota, Fungi, Ascomycota, Dothideomycetes, Mycosphaerellales, Dissoconiaceae. The record is from RefSeq and is a predicted model, not a curated record. Bases 1 to 714 code for a protein of 237 amino acids. Gene Ontology annotation, biological process: Golgi vesicle transport. Gene Ontology annotation, cellular component: membrane. The transcript has 2 exons.
AUGGCGGCCAAUGACCCCUUUACACAGGCGCAGACCGAUAUACUCGGUCUGCUGGACCAGACGCGCCCGCAACUAUCGUCAUAUUUACGGAUUCGGUCAUCAGCAUCAAGUGCAACAACACCGGAGCUUAUCGAAGCACGACAAGAACUCGAAGGCACCCUCACAGAUCUGAGUACCGAUCUUCAAGAUUUGGUGGACAGCGUGAAGGCAGUUGAGAGCGAUCCUUACCGAUAUGGCUUAGACGUGGCAGAAGUCGCGAAGCGUAGGAAGCUGGUUGCCGAUGUCGGACGAGAGGUGGAGGACAUGCAUCGUCAGUUGAACGAGACUGUCCAAUAUGCGGACGGCAAAGCAGGACUUGCUCACCCAGAUAGCUUUGGCGAUGUUGACGGGGACGAAGGGGACGAUUACGGGGCAUGGGAAGAGCAGCGACAGAUGGAAAUCAUGCACGAACAAGACGAAGCUCUAGACGAUGUGUUUGUUACCGUCGGCAACCUUCGCGCGCAAGCCGACACGAUGGGACGCGAAUUAGAAGAACAGGCAGAGCUCCUUGACGAUACUGAAAACAUCACAGAUCGUGUACAGGGAAAGCUUUCCGAUGGGAUGAAGAAGAUACGCUACGUGAUCGAGCAAAACGAGGAUCGCUAUUCAAGCUGCUGUAUCAUCGGACUGGUCAUUGUCUUGUUGCUCCUUCUUGUGCUCGUCAUCACGCUAUGA